GCUCCCUGCAGCACGAAGUCCUCCUCCCCAUAGACGAACUCCUGGGUGCGCGGCUCGCCCCGCUCUUCGCCCGCCGCCGCUGCCAUGCUGGGUGACGGCUCCGGGCGUUCCCUCGGGGCCCGGCGGGGCGGGUGCAGCCCCGAACGUCCGCCGCCGCCCCCCGGCUCCUCCCGGUGCCCCGUGCCCGCCCCGGGGCGGAGCGGGGGCGGGGAGCGACGUGCGAGGCGGAAGCGCGGCACCGCCAUGGGGGGCUCGGGCAGCCUCCUGGCGCGCGAGGCGCUGGACGAGUACCAGGAGCUGACGUUCCUGAGCAAGCAGGAGAUCCUGCUUGCCUACAAGAGGUUCAGUGAACUGCUGCCAAGGGAAGAGAGGGAGAACCUCUCUGCGCGGGUUCCCAAGAGCCAGAUCCUGACGCUGCCUGAGCUGCGGGCAAACCCCUUCCAGCACCGCAUCUGCCACGUGUUCUCCACCUCGGAGGAUGGGGAUGACAGCCUGUCCUUUGAAGACUUCCUCGACAUGCUGAGCGUCUUCAGUGACUCCGCUACCUCAGACAUCAAGUCCCACUAUGCCUUUCGCAUCUUUGACUUUGAUGAUGAUGGGACCCUGGACAGAAAGGACCUGGAGAAACUGGUGAACUGUCUGACAGGGCAAGGCGAGGAGUCGCGGCUGAGCACCGCGGAGAUGGAGCAGCUCAUCCAAAACAUCCUGGAGGAGUCUGACAUUGACAAGGAUGGCACCAUCAAUCUCUCUGAGUUCCAGCACGUCAUCUCGCGCUCCCCAGACUUCGCCAGCUCCUUCAAGAUUGUCCUGUGAGAGCCCCACAGCUCUGCAGCAGAACUGCUCCUCCAGCUCUUGCAACAUUGUGGUCUCAAAUGUUUCCUCUUUUAGCCAGCAGUGGGAGAGGCCCUGCUCCUCACCAGCCUGGCCUCCCACAGUGCCUUAGGCAGGACACCCUCCUGCUCCCUUUCCAUGCCUGCAGGCGAGCUGGCAGGGUCUGUGCAGUGGUGGGGCCCAGGGGAGCUGCCCUGCCUGCCCAGCUCUGCUCUCCCAGGAUCGGAUUUUAACUCCUUACGCAAAGCACAGACAGCUCUGUAGUGGGGGGAGGUGCACAAUGAUACUCCCAGCUGGGACCAUGCUGCCGAGCACAGCCUCUCUCUGCCCCCAGCGCAAUUUUGUGCCUUCCACCAGCACGCAGAGAGCUGCCUGCCCCCAGCCCCUGCCCAGCACUCCCGUCUUCCAGGGGCCCUCCCUGCUGCCACGUGGAUCCAUGUCUUUGAGCAAUAACCAAAUGUGGCUCUGUUUCUGAGCAAUAACCCAAAUGUGGCACUGCAGCUGUGCCACCCAGCAGCAAAACUCUCCCCCUAGGACUGCAGAGGACACAGGACAACUCCUCCCUGCCCCAUCCAAGGGGGCUCAGCCCUGCACAGCCAGGCUCGCCCCAGGGACGCUCGGGCUCUGCUCUCCUCCUCCUCCUCCACUUUUCCUCUCUGCCCUCUCCUCUGGCUCACGCUCAGCAGCUGCUCUGGCCUCUUCCUCCUGCUGCUCCUGUGAGGACAAAAUAAAGGGCUCUGGUUUCACCCUCUA
Messenger RNA from Colius striatus (speckled mousebird), 1584 nucleotides. It is a transcript of the gene CIB1, whose product is annotated as calcium and integrin binding 1. Bases 85 to 813 code for a protein of 242 amino acids. Lineage: Eukaryota; Metazoa; Chordata; Aves; Coliiformes; Coliidae. The transcript has 7 exons. The record is from RefSeq and is a predicted model, not a curated record. Gene Ontology annotation, molecular function: calcium ion binding.